This is a messenger RNA of Hemiscyllium ocellatum (epaulette shark), 3474 nucleotides long. RefSeq names its product zinc finger protein 850-like. Bases 558 to 3104 code for a protein of 848 amino acids. Lineage: Eukaryota; Metazoa; Chordata; Chondrichthyes; Orectolobiformes; Hemiscylliidae. The record is from RefSeq and is a predicted model, not a curated record. The transcript is spliced from 6 exons.
UGGCGCAUGUGCAGUGUAGCUCCCGCAGCCGGACGGCGGCCGAAGGAACAAGGACCGAAACCGCUGGGUCCAGCAGCGCGUUCCGGGUCCGGGGAUCCUUCUUCAGAACACGGACAGGUCUCAGAGACAUCCCGGGGGAGGUCACCAGGCCCAAGCGCCAAGACCUGGCUCCUGCCCCCGGGGAGAGAUGAGUAUUUGAAGAUUUGAAGACGGGAAGUUUCAAGAUCAACAGAUGAAGGGCUUAUGCCCGAAACGUUGACUCUCCUGCUCCUCGGAUGCUGCCUGACUUUUCGACUCUGACUCUCCAGCAUCUACAGUUUUCACUUUGAUGUCACUGUCUGACAGUCACUCAGUCCAUCAGGAACGCAACAGUUUUCAACUAUGAGUCUGUGAGAAGGAGGAAAGCUUUUUGGUUCCCAUUUGAGUACAUUUUCAGCAUCAGUGGGAUUGGAUGAGAGACCCAACUGUUGCAGCGCACUGAAUGAGGAGUGUGUAGCAGCUAUACGGCCUGGAAAGAGGAAUUCUCGACGUGUUUGUGCGCGACUGAAGCUUUGGCCAUGGAGAAACCCGAGGAAUCCCGCCCCUUGGAGAAACCAUGGAAGUGUGGUGACUGUGGGAAAGGCUUCCGUGCUCCGUCUGCCCUGGAGAUUCAUCGGCGCAGUCACACCGGAGAGAGGCCGUUCUUCUGCCCUGAGUGCAGGAAGGCCUUCAGCAAUUCCUCCGCCCUGCAGGCCCACCAGCAGGUCCACACAGGGGAGAGGCCGUUCCCCUGCACUGAGUGCGGCAAGAUCUUUAGCAAUUCCUCCAUCCUGCUGAAGCACCGGCGGGUCCACACGGGGGAGAGGCCCUUCAGCUGCCCUGAGUGCGGGAAGGCCUUUACACAGGCGUCCAUCCUGCUGACCCACCGGCGGAUCCACACUGGGGAGAGGCCGUUCUCCUGCCCCGAGUGUGGGAAGGGAUUCAGUCAGGUGGGCAACUUGCGUACGCACCAGAGGGUCCACACUGGGGAGAAGCCCUUCAGCUGCCCCGAAUGUGGGAAGGCCUUCAGCUAUUCCUCCGACCUGCUGAAGCAUCAGCGCGUCCACACCGGGGAGAGGCCCUUCAGUUGCCCCGAGUGCGGGAAAGGCUUCAGCGAUUCCUCCGACCUGCUGAAGCACCAAAGGGUCCACACAGGGCAGAAGCCCUUCAGCUGCCCCGAGUGCGGGAAGGCCUUCAGCGAUUCCUCUGCCCUGGUGAAGCAUCGGCGAGUCCACACGGGGGAAAGGCCCUUCGACUGCCCCGAGUGCGGGAAAAGCUUUGCCCGGUCCUCCAACCUGCUGACCCACCGGCGGAUCCACACGGGGGAGAGGCCCUUCAGUUGCCUCGAAUGCGGGAAAGGCUUCACCCGCUCUUCCCACCUCCGGAGCCACCAGCGAGUUCACGUGCCAUCGCAGGGGGAUCUAUACGGCCUGGGAAGAGGAAUUCAUGUUGGGGAGGGUCUCCACACGUGUGCAGCUAAAGCUUCGGCCAUGGAAAAACCCGAGAAAUCCUGCCCUGUGGAGAAACAGUGGAAGUGUGGCGACUGCGGGAAAGGCUUCCGUGCUCCGUCUGCCCUGGAGGUUCAUCGGCACAUCCACACGGGAGAAGCCGUUCUCCUGCCCCGAAUGCUCAACUUUUUCUACGCCUUUUUGGCGCAGCGCAUGCGCAGUGCGGCGUCCCGCUGUCGGUCUUGCCCCGCCCCCUGCACCGUUCCUUUUCCUCGCCCCGCCCCGUUCCCUUGUGACGUCACAACGCGGAAGUGGCCCUCUGAAGCUCUGGCCAUGGAGAAACCUGAAGAAGCCCGCCCUGUGGAGAAACCGUGGAAGGGUGGUGACUGUGGGAAAGGCUUCCGUGUCCCGUCUGCCCUGGAGACUCAUCAGCAUAGUCACACCGGGGAGAGGCCAUUCCCCUGCACCGACUGCGGGAAGGCCUUCAGCACAUCCUCCCACCUGCGGACCCACAAGCGGGUCCACACGGGGGAAAGGCCCUUCACCUGCUCUCAGUGCGGGAAGGGCUUCAGUACUUCCUCCAAUCUGCUGACCCACCAGCAUGUCCACACCGGGGAGAGGCCGUUCACCUGCUCUCGAUGCGGGAAGGGCUUCACCUGCUCCUCCACCCUGCAGAGCCACCAACGGGUCCACACGGGGGAGAGGCCCUUCAGCUGCCCCGAGUGCAGGAAGGCCUUCAGCACUUCCUCCAACCUGCUGGCCCACCAGCGGGUCCACACCGGGGAAAGGCCAUUCACCUGCUCUCAGUGCGGGAAGGGCUUCACCUGCUCCUCCCGCCUGCGAAGCCACCAGCAUGUGCACACAAGGGAGAGGCCCUUCAGCUGCACCGCGUGUGGGAAAGGCUUCACUUGCUCCUCCACCCUGCGGAACCACCAGCGUGUCCACACCGGGGAGAGGCCGUUCACCUGCUCUCAGUGCGGGAAGGGCUUCACUUACUCCUCCACCCUGCGGAACCACCAACGUGUCCACAUGGGGGAGAAGCCCUUCAGCUGCCCCGAGUGUGGGAAGGGCUUCACCUGCUCCUCCACCCUCCAGACCCACCAGCGUGUCCACAUGGGGGAGAGGCCCUUCAGCUGCUCUCAGUGCGGGAAGGCCUUUACCCAUGUCUUCUCCCUGAUGAGGCACCAGCGGAUCCACACAGGGGAGAGGCCUUUCAGCUGCGCAGAGUGCGGGAAGGCCUUUACCCAGGCCUCCACCCUGCUGACCCACCAGCGGAUCCACACGGGGGAGAGGCCCUUCAGCUGCCCAGAGUGUGGGAAGGCCUUUACCCAGGCCUCCAACCUGCUGACCCACCAGCGGGUCCACACCGGGGAGAGGCCAUUCACCUGCUCUCAGUGCGGGAAGGGCUUCAGGUAUUCCUCCCACCUGCUGAUCCACCAGCGGGUCCACACGGGGGAGAGGCCCUUCAGCUGCCCCGAGUGCGGGAAGGGCUUUAGCACAUCCACCAUCCUGCUGAGGCACCAGCGGAUCCACACCGGGGAGAGGCCGUUCAUCUGCUCUCAGUGCGGGAAGGGCUUCACCUACUCCUGCAACCUGCGGAAGCACCAGCGAGUUCACGUGCCGUCGCAGGGGGAUUGAAGGAGUGACGGCCAAGUGCUAUUAUCGAUUGGACUAUCAACCCGGUUCCAGGGACUCCCGGGUUUGAAUCCCGCCACGACAGAUGGCAGAAUUGGUAUUCGGUCAGAAAUGUGGAGUUUGGAAUCUAAUGAUGAGAGCGUUUUUUUAAUCCUUGUGCUGUUUACCCUCACUAUUUUUUUAAUCCUUGUGUCUUUUAUUCUUGCUUUUACCUGUGCAACUGUUUAUAGUAACGUGUAAACACUAGUGAAGGAGAUUAUGCACCAGCAUUUUAUGUUCUCAGUCAUUGAAGGGGCAGGACUUGUUGAGAAUGAUUAGUAAAGCAGGUUGUGCACUAAGCCUUGUUAACAUCGAUAUAGUUUGUUCAUUGGAA